Venustampulla echinocandica is the source of this 2034-nucleotide messenger RNA. Its product is annotated as Phosphoinositide phospholipase C. Gene Ontology annotation, biological process: lipid metabolic process; phosphatidylinositol-mediated signaling. The transcript has 3 exons. The coding region runs from base 1 to 2034 and encodes 677 amino acids. The record is from RefSeq and is a predicted model, not a curated record. Gene Ontology annotation, molecular function: phosphatidylinositol-4,5-bisphosphate phospholipase C activity. Lineage: Eukaryota; Fungi; Ascomycota; Leotiomycetes; Helotiales; Pleuroascaceae.
AUGCCAAUACUCACACCGUCCGGCAAGCAAUUCUCGCUCCACAAGCUGAUGGCCAUGUCGACAAUGCUAUCUCCCAGCCACAAUGCACAUUUCAAACCCCUAGUGCAAGCUGGUGGAGGGGAGGUCGCUGAGAGUCCCCAGCAUCAACUCUAUCUGUCUCACGACACCCAGGAACAUUUACGACGUGUCUAUGAUGGCUUGCGAGACGGGGAAGAAUAUCUGUCCCGGGUCAGAUUCGAUGCGUGGCUCACUGCUGUGCAAAACCACUCAAUCCCCGACCUUGAUAAAGACGAAUACAAGUUCGAGCAAUUUUUGGAGGCGGUCUACUAUAGUUGGGGUUUUGAGGUUACGAAGCCCCCCAAGCGCGAUGAGAAGGACACGACCAAGCCGAUCAGUAAUUACUAUAUCAGCAGCAGCCACAAUACAUAUCUGAUGGGGAAUCAAUUAUCCUCUAAGAGCUCUACGGAGGCAUAUAAAAAUGUCCUUAUCCGUGGAUGCCGCUGCAUCGAGAUCGAUGUACACAAUGGAGAACCCCUAGAAUCAAAGACCCCCGAAAUUGGUUCUCCUCCCAAGAACGACCAUAAACGGCACAUCUCGGGCAGCACAUUAUCCAGCAAAGCGGCACAUGCUCUAGAACGAGCCGAGGAGAAAUAUGAUAGUACGAAGCAAAAAAUUAAGGAGAAGACUGGGUUGGGAAAAGAGAAUCCAGCUGCAGAAGAACGGGGACGAGCCUUAACAACGGAUUUAUUGACCGCUGAACAAUCGGAGGAGCGAUCGGCUUCUGUACGAUCUGCAAGGAGUGGAGAACCUCUCGUCUUGCAUGGCUGGACCCUGACGGCCCCUGUUGGUUUCCGAGCAGUAUGCAAAUCCAUUCGAGAGACUGCCUUCUUGACGAGCAACCUGCCAAUAAUCAUCAGCCUCGAAGUUCACGCGGAUCGGGACCAGCAGGAGUUAAUGGUCAGUAUAAUGAAGGAGGAAUGGGCUGGGUUACUCGUUGAAGAGCCACAUGAGACAUGCAAUCCAGUUGACAGAGUGCCGCGUCUCGAAGAACUUCUCAAUAAAAUUCUCAUCAAAGUCAAACGAGCCGCUGCGAGCAAGCAGGACACAUCUUCAAGCGGUGCAACUCUUUCUCCUAUGCCGACCCGAAAUGCAGGUGAUUCUGGUCAAUCUGGCUCAGAAGACGAGAAAAGUAGCACAAAGAAAAAGGUCAAAAUUUGCGAAGCCCUCAGCGACCUAGGUAUCUAUACUCACAGCGAGCAUUUCUCCAGCUUCGAGGCGAAGUCGGCCACGAGCCCAUCGCACAUCUAUUCUAUCGGCGAAAAACAGAUCUUGGAACUCCACGAAACCAAGAACACGGAAAUGUUUGGCCAUAACCGGGACUACUUCAUGCGUGCCUAUCCCGCUGGGUUCCGUAUCGAUUCAUCAAAUCUCGACCCGUCUGUGUUCUGGCGAAAGGGCGUCCAGAUGGUUGCUCUCAACUGGCAGAAAUUAGAUGAGGGAAUGAUGCUCAACGAAGGCAUGUUCGCUGGCGAGCAUGGAUGGGUAUUGAAACCUCCGGGAUAUCGCAGCGAUCCUUCGGAACCAAUACAGUUCAAGACCCUAGACUUGAAGAUCACAGUCUAUGCGGGCCAGCAUAUUCCACUGCCCCCUGAGCAGAGCAGCAGUGGCUUCCAUCCGUACGUGAAGUGCGAACUUCAUGUAGAAAAGCAAGACGAGGACGCCAUCGAAGGAGGUAGCCGUGCCAAGGAAGGAGAGUACAAACAAAGGACCCCCUAUAUGAAAGGCGAUCAUCCUGAUUUUGGGCAUGAAGGCAUCGUGCUCUCGUUCCCGGCAAUUCCCAAGGUCGUUGAGCAGUUGAGCUUUGUUAGGUUUAAAGUCGCGGAUGCGAAAUAUGGGAAAGAUGACCUGGCAGCCUGGGCAUGUAUCCGAUUAGACCGCAUCCAGCAAGGUUACCGUUUCAUCCACCUAUUCGAUACCAAGGGACAGGCGACGGCUGGUAUGCUCAUGGUGAAGAUUGAGAAGGAAUUAAAGUAG